Carica papaya (papaya) is the source of this 1373-nucleotide messenger RNA. Lineage: Eukaryota; Viridiplantae; Streptophyta; Magnoliopsida; Brassicales; Caricaceae. The record is from RefSeq and is a predicted model, not a curated record.
CAGAGGUUAAUUAUUCUGCUUUAUUUUUUCCAGCAAGAGGUUGAAGUUAUGAAAGUAAAGCAGGGAGUUGGAAAAAAUUCAAUUGGGCUGCAAAGUGUCAAAAGCACAAGCAGGUAUGUUAUCCAGGAUAAAUCUGUCAGAAAAAGGGAUGAUGAUGAUGCUGAUAAGAAUUUAGCCCGCAAGAUAAUGCAGAACAAACAAUAUAGUGUGUCUGGUCAGGCAGAUGAUGAAUAUGAUUAUGAAGAUGGUCCAAGUAGAAUGUCUAGGAAGAAGGGUGGAGGUCAGGGCCACCGUGAUGCUGAAAAAGAUAUUCGUCCAAAGCGUAUUUUGACUCAGCAGGAGCGCUGUCAAUUUUGUUUUGAGAAUCCAAACAGGCCUAAACAUCUUGUUGUGUCAAUUGCAAAUUUCACGUACUUGAUGCUGCCACAAUGGGAGCCUGUUGUGGCAGGUCAUUGUUGCAUCUUACCAAUGCAGCAUGAGGCAGCCACCAGAACUAUUGAUGAUAACAUUUGGGAUGAAAUCCGAAAUUUCAAGAAAUGCCUUAUUAUGAUGUUUGCUAAACAAGAGAAGGAGGUGGUCUUUCUAGAAACAGUGAUGGGAUUGGCACAGCAACGUCGUCAUUGCUUAAUUGAAUGUAUUCCUUUGCCCCAGGAAAUUGCAAAGGAGGCACCUCUAUAUUUUAAAAAGGCAAUUGAUGAAGCUGAAGAUGAGUGGAGCCAGCAUAAUGCAAAGAAGCUUAUUGAUACAAGUCAAAGGGGUUUGCGGCGUUCAAUUCCCAAAGAUUUUCCAUAUUUCCAUGUUGAGUUUGGUCUAAACAGGGGAUUUGUUCAUGUAAUUGAUGACGAGAAGCAGUUCAAAAGCAGCUUUGGUCUCAAUGUUAUUAGAGGCAUGCUAGGCAUACGAGAGGAGGACAUGUACCGACGUCGGAGGUAUGAAUCUAUGGAGUUACAGAAACAAGCAGUUUCCACUUUUGCUCGUGACUGGGAAGCCUUUGAUUGGACAAAGCAACUCGACUAAGGAUUCGUUCUCAUUAUGCACUGUCAUCAUACUGAAACAGACUUAUCUUUUCUGAUUUCAUCUUUUUUUUUUUCUAUUUUUUUUCCUCCUUGAAUUCUGGAAGUUCUUUGUAUCAAAAUACAAAGUGUCAAUGGGUAAGUUAGCUGUUGAUUAGGUAACUUCUUUUUAUGUGUGCUAGUCCCUUCACCCAGGGCUAACAUGAGGUUGCCUUUGGUUGAGAAUGUAAUAAUUCCUUCCCAUGCUGGUUAUUCAAGAGCUUCAAGAAUCUUGACUAGUAGCGAUUUUGAAUUGUAAAUAUCAUGAGAUUAUAGUUGUGUUAUUCCCCUAUUUAAAUUGAGUUCUAACUUUGUUGUUUU